AUGAGCAAAAUAUCAUUGGUGGAUUUGGCAGGAAGUGAGCGCGCUCAAAAAACGGGUGCUGUUGGGAAGCGACUCGAGGAAGGAGGAAGUAUCAACAAGUCACUGACGACGUUGGGUAUGGUAAUUUCAGCCCUCGCUGAGCGUUCGUGUUCCAGUGCUGGUUCGAAAACUAAAUUUAUACCUUACAGGGAUUCGGUUUUGACCUGGUUGCUGAAAGACAGUCUCGGUGGCAACAGUCGAACAGUGAUGGUCGCAACGAUAUCGCCAGCCGCUGAUAAUUAUGAAGAAACG
This is a messenger RNA of Gongylonema pulchrum, 291 nucleotides long. The record is from the annotation of a GenBank genome assembly. Lineage: Eukaryota; Metazoa; Nematoda; Chromadorea; Rhabditida; Gongylonematidae.